Mytilus californianus (California mussel) is the source of this 1215-nucleotide messenger RNA. RefSeq lists its product as uncharacterized. The transcript has 4 exons. The record is from RefSeq and is a predicted model, not a curated record. Bases 1 to 1197 code for a protein of 398 amino acids. Lineage: Eukaryota; Metazoa; Mollusca; Bivalvia; Mytilida; Mytilidae.
AUGAUCAGGGCGGAAACCACAGUUAGACAGAUUGCAACAUUUAAUGCCGAAUUGUAUCCUGAAUACUGUAACCCAUUUGACGGUUUUGGUACAGUAUGUUCGCCUUAUGAAUACAGGGCGGGUUACGUCGCCGAUGCAGUGAAGUCAAGUUUAGUUGAUACAGAUGUUGUAUGUUUACAAGGCAUAUACUACGACGUAGAUGUCAACACAAUUGUACAAGGUACAGAGCAAUUAUUCCCGUACUCCUUUAGCUUCAACCAUGAUACAAUGACAGGAAGCUAUGAAGAAUCGACGCAUCCGCCAUGUUCAGAUGACGACAGGGAUGGAGUAGAACAGGUGGCAGCGUGUGAAGAUCAGAAAUGUCAUUCCGAAACCGACCGAAAUGAUUAUAUAGCUUGUAUGGAAGAAAGUUGUAAAGUAAAUCCGACAAAGUCUAUAACUGAUGUUUUUCUUGAAUUAUCAGAGACCUGCAUCACAUGCAUUGUUUUAGGUACGAAAAGAAAUGCAAUGGAUUGCCUUAAACAAAAAUAUGCCGUUAAUCCUACCGGUCUUCUACUAUUAAGUAAACACAACAUAACUCAUUAUGAAAGAGAGGAAUUCCCACAUAAACACGAAAUUGUAAGACACGGAUUUCUUCAUGUUAAAAUUGAAUAUAUCGGAAACGUAGUAUGUACUGUAAUGCAGCCAAAUCUUGGAGAUAAGUACAUUGACAUUACAGAAACGACACAUUCGUACGAAGAAAAGAACUUAGAAGAAGCCAAAUGUCUCACACAGAAGACUAGUGAAUCCAAGAAUGCCAUUAUAGCUGGAUGUUUGAAUACAAGUCCGAUAUUGACUAAAGGAAAAGUUGCAUCCCAGUUUCCGUAUUCAAUAGAUGUAUUUAAGAUGGCAGAAUUCCGUGAUCCAAUCAGCGAAUCCUAUUCUGGCGAAUAUGCCAGCUGUACAUACUGUUUCUCCGAUGACUAUGUAAAGGAAAGGUACGAAUUAGAAGGUUACGAUGGAUAUAUUUUUGACCAUGUAUUGGUCAAAGGAUAUCACGUCGUAAGCGAAAAGACUUUUCAUUCGGAAGGAUCAAGUAAAAUUAACCUGAGAGUCAUUAUGCACGAACCAGGAGAUGCGUUUAAAGCGAUUUCUGCACACUUUUGCGUCAGAGUCUAUAUUGAGGUAGAAGAUGAAGAUUGGAAAUCAAACGUUUAAAUGUACUUGUCUUCAAUA